UUUUCUUUAUUAUCAGAUUCCUUAUGACGGGCAUGACACUUGAGUUAUCUGUUCUGGGUCGAUCUGUCAUUGACACAAAGGCUUUAAAUUUGAAGAGAUAUGGUCAAAAAUCGAAGCUUUCAGGAAGACUUCUUCCGAGAGCUGAGCUUCACUGCCCUGUGGCGUUGUCUUCUUCUAGAAACUCCAAUUUGAGUUUUAGAUUCCGACGAAGUUGUGAAGUUAGCUACAGAAGUCGCUUGAUGUUGUUUAGCUCGAGUCAAUGUCACGAGGGUACUCAACAGCAUUCAGAUUCCGCCGAGAAGGAGCUGGAGUCGAUUAAGGUUUUGCUGAAACGUGGAAUUGUUGUAGGAGCAGUAGUUUGUGGAGUUUUCUUGUAUGGAUGCCAAAAAGUUUUAGCAUCGGCUGGUGUUGUGGAAGCAGGCUAUGAGGUGUUUGGUCAAAGCGUUGUGUUGUUUAAGAACGCUUUGCCUAAAAUUUACCAAGUUCUUAAGGUUCUUAGAGAGCAAGGUCUAAUAUUGGCUGCCCUGCUCAGUCUCUCUGCAUUCUUCUCUAUGGCAGAAACGUCCAUUACCACUUUGUGGCCGUGGAAGGUGCGUGAGUUGGCUGAGAAAGAGCCAGAGAAUGGUGUAUUCAGAAUGCUCCGGAGUGAUGUUACCAGAUUCUUGACGACAAUACUUAUUGGAACAACUGUUGUGAAUAUUGCGGCAACUGCCCUGGUCACUGAAGCAGCAACAGCUAUAUUUGGGGAAGCUGGUGUUAGUGCAGCAACUGGAUUGAUGACAGUGGCUAUUUUACUCUUGACUGAGAUUACUCCAAAAAGUGUUGCUGUCCACAAUGCUCAAGAAGUUGCAAGGCUUGUGGUCAGGCCAGUGGCGUGGCUUUCCUUAAUACUAUAUCCUGUGGGAAGAAUUGUCACAUAUUUGUCAAUGGGAAUACUGAAAAUUCUUGGUUUGAAAGGACGGAGCGAACCAUAUGUUACUGAAGAUGAGUUGAAACUGAUGCUACGAGGUGCAGAAUUAAGUGGCGCCAUUGAAGAAGAGGAGCAGGAUAUGAUUGAAAAUGUGCUGGAGAUAAAGGAUACCCAUGUCCGAGAGGUGAUGACUCCUCUUGUUGAUGUAGUUGCAAUUGACGCCAGUGGCAGUCUAGUUGACUUCCAUAGUAUGUGGGUGACCCAUCAGUACUCAAGGGUGCCUGUUUUUGAGCAGCGUAUAGAUAACAUUGUGGGAAUAGCAUAUGCUAUGGAUCUCCUAGAUUAUGUCCAAAAGGGUGAUCUACUAGAAAGUACUUCUGUAGGGGACAUGGCGCAUAAACCUGCAUACUUCGUCCCUGAUUCAAUGUCUGUUUGGAAUCUUCUUAGAGAAUUUCGCAUAAGAAAGGUUCACAUGGCAGUUGUCCUUAACGAAUAUGGUGGAACCAUUGGAAUAGUAACUCUUGAAGAUGUGGUUGAAGAGAUUGUUGGUGAAAUAUUUGAUGAAAAUGAUUCGAAAGAGGAGAUUCAGAAGAAAACAGGGUAUAUUGUCAUGAGAGAUGAGGGGAUAUAUGAUGUUGAUGCUAAUACAUCAAUAGACCAGCUAUCUGAAGAACUAAAUAUGAAAAUGCCUGAGGGCAUUCAGUACGAGACAGUCUCAGGCUUUGUGUGUGAGGCCUUUGGGUAUAUCCCGAAAACUGGAGAAAGUGUAAAGGUUGUUCUUGAAAAGGAAAGCUGGGAAGAGGAUGGCGAAGAAGAGGAAGGUAAACAGGAGAGGCAAGAGCCAAAGGAAAAGCACCAAAUCUAUAGAGUAGAGAUACUAGCAGGAAAUGCAAGAAAAGUUAGUGCUGUCCGCUUUGAAAGAGUGAACGAUAUGGAUCAAGUGUCGGAGGCUACAGAUGUAAAAAGCAUGGUUCCUAAAUUUGUAAGGAAAUGGAGUAGCGAAGAAGAUGAUGGGAACUUGUCCAAUGAAGAAGACCAACCCGAGAAUGCUGUCUUAGAUGAACAUGUAUUGGCUGAUAAUGGCAAGAAACAACAAUGACACUGUGACACGGUUCCAUUUUUUUUUAAUUAAGCUGCAUUUUUCAAUUCUUUUUUGAAAAGGAAAGAAGUAAGCUCACAAAUACAGGAAGCUUUCUUCUUAGCUUAAUGUAAUACUCAGGAUGAAUUAAUUAAGAAAUUCGUGUUA
This is a messenger RNA of Capsella rubella, 2156 nucleotides long. Its product is annotated as putative DUF21 domain-containing protein At3g13070, chloroplastic. Lineage: Eukaryota; Viridiplantae; Streptophyta; Magnoliopsida; Brassicales; Brassicaceae. The coding region runs from base 24 to 2009 and encodes 661 amino acids. Gene Ontology annotation, molecular function: flavin adenine dinucleotide binding. The transcript has 14 exons. The record is from RefSeq and is a predicted model, not a curated record.